GGGCAGCAGCAACGCCGGGUUCGGGUGUACAGCUGGACGCGAUGGCCGUGUGGGCCGAGCGGCUAACUGGCGUGCGAGGAGUGCUGCUUGACAUCUCUGGCGUGCUGUAUGACAGCGGCGCAGGCGGCGGAGCCGCUAUUGCAGGCUCUGUGGAGGCGGUGGCGAGACUGAAACGGUCCCCGCUGAAAGUAAGAUUCUGUACCAAUGAGUCCCAGAAAUCCCGGAGAGAGCUGGUGGGGAUACUUCAGCGGCUGGGGUUUGACAUCUCAGAAGGAGAAGUGACUGCCCCUGCACCAGCCACCUGCCAGAUCCUGAAGGAGCGAGGCCUGCGUCCACACUUGCUCAUCCAUGAAGGAGUCCGCUCAGAAUUUGAUGACAUUGAUAUGUCCAACCCAAACUGUGUGGUGAUUGCGGACGCUGGGGAAGCCUUUUCCUAUCAGAACAUGAACCGAGCCUUCCAAGUGCUAAUGGAGCUGAAAGACCCCGUGCUCAUAUCCCUGGGAAAAGGACGCUAUUACAAGGAGACCUCUGGCCUGAUGCUGGAUGUUGGAGGCUACAUGAAGGCACUCGAGUAUGCCUGUGGUAUCAAGGCUGAAGUGGUGGGGAAACCCUCCCCUGAGUUCUUCAAGUCUGCACUACAAGCCAUAGGAGUGGAAGCCCACCAGGCCAUCAUGAUUGGCGAUGACAUCGUGGGUGACGUUGGCGGUGCCCAGCAGUGUGGGAUGAGAGCCCUGCAGGUGCGGACCGGGAAGUUCAGGCCUGCUGAUGAGCAUCAUCCAGAAGUGAAGGCAGAUGGGUACGUGGACAACCUUGCGGAGGCCGUGGACCUGCUGCUGAAGCACAUGGACAAGUGACCGGCCUUCAGAGACAGUGGACAAGGGCAUCCCCCUGCUCCCAUACUCCCAUCACUGCGCCCUCUUCCCGCAUACUUCCAGGCCCCAUGCUACCCAAGGCUUUGCUAUCCCUGCCCUCUGCCCACUGCCAGUUUGGGCAGGUACUGGAAGUUCUAGGAUGCUUGUCCCUGGGCCAGAGCCAGCCAUCCCCUUCCUCAACCUCCCUCUACUGACUCCCUGUCAACAUUCCCCCCUCCCUAGUGUCUGGUCAGAGUUUUGUUCCCUUUCCUGGCCUAUGCCAUGUUUCCCACAGUGACAUCCAGGAGGGUGGAAGAGACCUGUCAGGCCUCCAGAAAAUGAAACCCUCAGGCUGGCAGGUCCCUCUGAGACUGUCUGAGUCCCUGAACCCCUUUAGUCACCUUUGGCACUUGGUCCUUUAAUUGACCACCCAAUUGGAUGAGACAUGCUGCCUCCUCAUUGAACUCUCUGAUGUGAGAGGAGUCCACAGAAAGCCCAGGGCUGAGCCAGCCUGCCUACCACCCACAGCCCUAGCUGGCCCCAGUGACUGGUCAGCACUCUUCCCCCUAUCCCUGUCCGAGGAAACAAUCCCAGCUCACUGUUCUUCCUGUCCCCAUGAGUUACCCAGACACAGGCUGGGGCAGCUCUCAUGAAACUGAAGACGACCCUCCUACAGAGCAGAAAUGUCCACCUCUACAGUCAAGGCUGCAAGUACAGAAAGUACCUUAGAGUCGGGAUGGGCAGACUUGAAUGUGCCGUUUCCAGUACACAGAACAAGCUGAUGGCUCAAUAAACUUGACAUCAAUAGCC
This is a messenger RNA of Grammomys surdaster, 1661 nucleotides long. RefSeq names its product phospholysine phosphohistidine inorganic pyrophosphate phosphatase (gene Lhpp). The coding region runs from base 42 to 854 and encodes 270 amino acids. Gene Ontology annotation, molecular function: phosphatase activity; inorganic diphosphate phosphatase activity. The record is from RefSeq and is a predicted model, not a curated record. The transcript is spliced from 7 exons. Gene Ontology annotation, biological process: dephosphorylation. NCBI's taxonomy places the organism in Eukaryota, Metazoa, Chordata, Mammalia, Rodentia, Muridae. Gene Ontology annotation, cellular component: cytosol.